CUUACAUUUAGGUGAGAUUUUCAAAUUUAAUAUUACCAUUCAACCAUAUUCGUAGUAGUAUUAUAUUAAAAAAUGGGCCUUUGUAAAUGUCCAAAACGCAAAACUACGAGCCAUUUUUGUUUUCAUCAUUGUGUCAAUGUUUGUGAGCAUUGUAUCGUCAACAACCAUACUACAUGUACAGUUAAAUCGUAUACCACCUGGCUGAAAGAAGCCAGUGGUGGUAUAUCAUCAUCAACAGCUACAGCAGCUGCAUUAUGUGCAAUUUGUCAAAAACAAUUUGUCUUAACAUCAAAAGAAGUUGAUAGUUCAGCAGUUAAUUUCAACAAUUCUAGAAGUAAUACAAAAGCUCCUUUACGUCUUUUAUGUUAUCAUGUAGUACAUGCACGUUGUUUAUCGUCUUAUGUUAAGAAGCAAUUUAAAGAAGGAAAUAUUUUAAAAUGUCCAUCAUGUGAUCGGCAAUUAUGGAUACAACAAGAGCAAUCGCAAGUUUCAGAUAAUAACUUGGAAGUCGAUUCCAAUGAUUUAACACCUGUUGCAUCAUUGUUGUAUAAACAUUUAUUGGAUAAUGGCAGUUGGUGGGGCCAGGCAUUAAUUACAAAUGGAAAUGUGAAUGAUAUUGAGAAAUACUUACUUGAAGAUGAAAAUCAUGAACUCGAAGAAUCUGACGAAGAAAUACAACAAUUUGAAAACAAUAAAUCUCAAAUGAAUAUUAUUUCAGACAAUAAAUCUCCAAUCUCACCAGUCGAAAAAAUGCAUUUGGCUAAUAGUAACAUUGAUUAUUAUAAUCAUUAUGAAUUAGCACACACAACACCAGAUGUAACAACAAUUAACUACCGUAACAAUACGAAUCAAAUAUAUCAGCCAAUUCAUCAUCGACACUUUAACAAUAAUUAUGGUCAAGAUUCAGCAUUAACAUUACAACAGUUGCAACAACAACAACAACAACAGCAACUACAACAAAAACAAUGUUCAUCUGUUAAUAUGACAACAAUUGCACAAAAUUCAGAUUUAAAUAAUAGACAUGUAAUAACAUCCAUUACUCCAUUAUUAAAUAAUGAAAAUAAUUUGAAUCAUGAUGAACAACAAGAUCCUAGUGGCAAAUAUAGACCUAAAAAGUUCAAUAACCAGUCUUGGUCUUUAGGUUACCAACGGCUAUUGCAAUAUUUUCGAGGUGCAAAUAACAAAGUUGAAGAUAAUAGUCCUACAAGAAUCGUCACAAUAAUUAUUUUUUGUUUAUUAAUUAUUGUGAUUUUACUAGUAGCUAUUACUAGUUAUACACGUUCCAAUAAUGAACCAUUUGAUAAUAAUAGCAUAGAUUAUGCUGGAGAUGAAAUUGAAAAUAAUGACAAUGGUGCAGCAAAAAAUUUGAAAAGUUUCAAUAUCAACAACUUGUAACUCUUGUAACUUUAUCAAUUUUAUUAAAAACCUUUGUUUUAGAUUAGAUUACAAGUUAAAUAUUGUGUUAUUGUUAAAGUUGUGAAUUAUUUUAAAAUCA
This is a messenger RNA of Melanaphis sacchari, 1495 nucleotides long. RefSeq names its product zinc finger protein-like 1 homolog. Bases 73 to 1395 code for a protein of 440 amino acids. The record is from RefSeq and is a predicted model, not a curated record. Lineage: Eukaryota; Metazoa; Arthropoda; Insecta; Hemiptera; Aphididae. The transcript has 6 exons. Gene Ontology annotation, cellular component: Golgi apparatus.